Actinia tenebrosa (Australian red waratah sea anemone) is the source of this 9162-nucleotide messenger RNA. RefSeq names its product E3 ubiquitin-protein ligase UBR5. NCBI's taxonomy places the organism in Eukaryota, Metazoa, Cnidaria, Anthozoa, Actiniaria, Actiniidae. Gene Ontology annotation, biological process: protein polyubiquitination; positive regulation of canonical Wnt signaling pathway. Gene Ontology annotation, cellular component: nucleus; cytoplasm. The record is from RefSeq and is a predicted model, not a curated record. Gene Ontology annotation, molecular function: ubiquitin-ubiquitin ligase activity; RNA binding; zinc ion binding.
AGCGGCAAGAACAAGACUACAUCUUGCAGUUUAUUCUUCUUGUUGUUCAAUAUUCCUCGUCUAGUUCACCUUUUCUUCCCUUCCUAGUAUGUGUUUAUAGAAAUAACUAGCUUCAUACAGGUCUGGGAAUGCCUGUUAUCCAUUUUGCCGUCCAUCCUUUGCCGGUAACGGUGGAUGAGCUCCACGAAAGACUUAAAGAGGUCGCCGAGUCUAAAGGAAAAGCUGGCCAUUUAAGUCCUGCUGUAGUGCAGAUUCUAAAGGAUUAUGUUAUCAAAGAAAUUGUUGUGGGUCCCCAACAUGUGGCCUUUUUACUUGAGGAUGGACAGAUUUGCAGGAUUCCUUUUACCCUUCAUGCAGAUAAACUAGACUUUGGUACCAGAGAACCUCCACUUGAAGAGGAACCAGCUAGCCCUGCUGCUAGAUCAACAUCACAAGUUGUUCUUCAUUCAGUAGGUGGUUCUAGAGGUCAGGGUGAUGGAUCAUGGGUGUUAUCAUCAGGAGAAGGGUUGAGUGGCCUGACUGGACAUCCCGUCAGAUGGGGGUCUGGUCACUCUGCAGUAGCCAUGCGUGCUUCUAACCGUCCCUCCAGCCGUGGCUGUGGGCGUGUAGUCAGAAGAGGUGCUGGGCGUGGUGGAGGCAGUGGUUGGGUGCUAGGUUCAAGAGCUGUUGUACCUGCUUCUGCUGUUCCUGAAGAACUUGUUAGUCAGGCCCAAGUUGUGUUACAGGGCAAGUCAAGAGCUGCCAUUAUCAGAGAACUCCAAAGAACUAAUUUGGAUGUAAAUUUAGCUGUCAACAAUCUUCUAAGCCGAGAUGAAGAAGAGGGAGAUGACCAGGAAGAGAGUUCAGAGUACUUGCCUGGGGAUGAUUUGAUGUCGAUACUUGAUGCAGGUGUUCACGUAGAAGACCCUUCUCUCAUCAUUGACCAAGAAGCUAUUUUCCAUGACGAUAUGUUCUACAGUCAACAGUACAGUAGUCUUCACAGACGCACACCCAGUGGAGGGCGUGGCAGCAGAACAACAGCAGCAGCAGCUGCAGACAGGGAUGCACCAGCUGAGCGUGAGUUUGAUCGUCCAAGAGAAAGAGAGUCCCUCAGUCGUGACCAGUUUGAUCGAUGGUGGGGCAAUGUUCAUUUAUGUGGGGGUGAAUCAGGGAGCAGUGGUCGACCAAGUAAAGCUUCUGCUCAAGAAAAGAAUGUUACAACUGCAAGGAAUCCUGCCUGUGAUCCUGUGACUGUGCAUGACCAACUCCAGUGGUGGCCAUCAAUGGAUGAUCAGAUGCCCAGAUUUCUUCACAUUGCAUCCUUGUAUUCAGAGAUGGUUGCUAUAGGAAUAGAUGGACGGCUUUACCAGUGGCGCUGGAGUGAUCCUAUGCCUUACGCUGGUGACUGUACCUCAGGGGGAUCAACAGUUUUCCAUCCACGUACAAGGUCUUUAGGUCUGGCAGAUGAGAAAGUUGUUGCUAUUUCAGCGUCUACUAUAAGAGCAUCUGCUUUGACUGAAACAGGAAAGGUUGCAAGCUGGAUUGAUGAGACACUGGCUUCUGUUGCUGGUAAACUUGAGCACACUGCACAGAAUUUUAAUGAAGUUACAACAGAGAAGAUUACAGCCAUUCACACCUGCUCCCUUUACACUUGUGCACAGACUGCUACAGGAGCUCUGCUUUGGUGGGGAGUUUUACCUUUCCAACAAAGAAAAAAGCUGCUUGAGAAAGCAAGAGCACGUGCAAGAAGGAACAGGACAACUUUUACCAGCUGUAUAGUACCAGGUGUACAGGUUUGUAUGCGUAGCUGUCCACUCUACCAUCCUGGAUCCGUUGGUUUUAAUAUCUCUACUGGGGUCCCUCGUGUGGGGUACCUCAUGGAAUCGGCAUGGAAUCUUGAGGAAAAGUGUCGUUUUAGAGUGUCACCCCAACCUGGGGUACCAAGCGGGAGAACUGUUGAGGAGAGGUCGUCAAAUGAGACUGAUAUGCCGACUAUCUUGGGCCUAAAACGCAAGAAGGAUUCACUACCAGAGACUAUAGACAGAUCCAUAGAGGAGUGGGAACUCAAGAACGUGAUAUUUGUAGAAGACAAGCAAAACAUUCCAGUGGGAAAAGUCUUGAAGGUUGAUGGAGCAUAUGCCAUUGUACGUUUUCCAUACAAAAGUGGAUCCACCCACCCAGCCAUGCCCUCAUCAGCUGAAUCAGUAGAUGAAGUACAACAGCUUCUACAAGAUACUAGAAUACUGCGUAAAGAUGAGCUUCAGUUGGUGAAAUCAUCUGCUGCCAAUAAGAUUCCAGACUGUAUACAGCGUACACCUAAAUUACUGUCCAUCCCUGUGGGAUCUAAAGCUCUUUCAGUUGCUGUUAAUUGUAAAGGUGUUCACGUGUUAUUAAAGUCUUCUAGUAGCGUCCGCUAUGCUCUGUACAGUUUAGCGUCCAGUAAACCAGAAGCAGGUGGAACCAUGCCGGCUGACUGCUCUACCUUCCUCAGCCAAACUGGAUCUAGAGACAUCAAACUGAGAUCCACUGGAUGCGAUUCACUACUCAUGAUGACAGACCCCAAUGGGACACUGUUUCCCUUGUGUAGAAACUUUAUUGGAUCCAUCAAGGACCCUACAUGGAUAGAUAUUCCACCACUUCAGUGUCUUGGUGUUGGUGUCACCUCACUUCGGCCAGGAACAGAGUGCAAGUCCAGGGCUAUAGUUGUUGUCAUGGCAAUGGAGCCCCAGAAACUGAUGUCUUAUGUACUUGACUGUGAUUAUGAAGGGAUUCAGAACUUUCUUGAAUUAAUGGGCAGUUCUGCAGCCAGUACGAAUAGCCUCCUAGACCUGGCCCUCAAAGAACGCUGUGAUGGCAACCGCAACAUCCUUCACGCAUGUGUCUCCAUGUGCUUCCCUACCUUGGCUCACGAACCAGGAGAAGCCACCAAGCCUUCCAGCUCUGGAGGUACUGGACCUGGUGUAGGCAGUAAGCUUGAGUCUUUCAAGGGGGUAGUAGAUGCCUUGGCUGCAGCUGUAGCAGCUGCCUCUGCUGCUGUGCGUCAGAGUAGCAGCUUGGCUGCGGAAUGCUGCUUAGCUGAUUCUGUCAAUGAUACUCCAGCAAGCUCAGCUCCUACUACGUCAUCCCAAGGCACCAGCUCUACAAGCAGGAUUGGUGUCCGUGAGAUGAUGCAAAGAGCAGUGUCAGCAGCAAGGUCAGCAUCAUCUACCUUAGCAGGUCUUGAGGCAGAGGAGGAGACAGCACCCAUCCCGACUCUACACUGGCCUCCCGAUCCACCAAAUGAAUCCCGCUCCUCUAUACAAAGGGUUGUGCAAUCAUUAGAAAAUAGUAGUGAAGCAAAUGAAGAUGAUCCAUCUCCAUUACCACCACCCACUACAUCAGCAGCAGCACCACCACCCACAGAUGAACCCCUUACCAAACAGGCCAAGGCUCUUAGAUGUUUGAACUUGCUGUGUGGGAGUCCUGUGCUGCAGCCUUACUUAAUGCAGCUCAUGUCAGCAAAGAAUGCUAAUGGCGAUACUCCAUUCAUGGCAGCAGUUAAAGCCCGAGCGUACAAGGCUGGACUAAGUCUUUUUGCCACAGCCAAACUAGUAUCCACCAAUGAAAACGUCAUAUUUGAUAGGAACGUUUUCAUGUCCAUGAUCUGUCCACCUGACAGUCACGCCGAUGCGUCUCCCUUACAUGUGCUCUGCUGUAACGACACGUGCUCCUUCACGUGGACAGGGACGGAGCAUAUUAAUCAAGAUAUUUUUGAGUGCCGUACUUGUGGACUGACGGGAUCCCUGUGUUGUUGUACUGAAUGUGCCAGGGUUUGUCACCGAGGACAUGACUGCAAGCUCAAAAGAACUUCACCAACGGCCUACUGUGACUGCUGGGAAAAAUGCAAGUGCAAAGCUUUGAUCCCAGGCUCUCAGAUCGCAAGAGGACAGCUAUUAACCAAGUUAAUCAGCGAAACAGACCUGGUUACCAAACCCAACGCCAGAGGCGAGCACCUUCUGCUCUUCCUGUCCCAGAUGGUAGCCAGGCAGGCCGUAGAACAAUGCCAACACCGUCCUCAUCGAUCAUCAGAUUCCCGCUCCAAAGCCAAGGCCAAGAGCUUAGGUGCUACUGCCACGCCCUUACCAGAACAUGACUUGGAGCCACCGAGAUUUGCGCGCAAAGCAUUGGAGCAGAUUAUGCAGGAUUGGAGGGCAGUUAAGGCUAUGGUGAUGGAUGGGUGUAAACCCAUGGACUCAAGGCGUGGUGGCCAGGAAAUGCAUAUUGAUUUCACCUCAGCAGCAAUGUUGUCCAGUACAGAACAGGAAAAGUAUCUGUCUGGUCAGGAUUGUGCUGUACGUCUAGAUGCUUUCACUCAUUGCCUGAUUGCCAAGUGUACCACCGAGGUACUUGACCACAUUCUCGGCACUUUAGUCAAUGCUGUCAAGAAUUCAUCCAAUUCUCACGAUUCAGAGGAAGCAACUGUUGCUAAGCGCUUCGUGCGCUCCGUUACUCGGGUAUUCAUCGUAUUGGCGUCGGAAAUGGCUCCAGCCACAGGCAAACGAAAGGCGAGCUUUGUCCAACCACUCAUCAAAUGCCGUCGUGUAUUUCAAGCCCUCAACAUCCUCGCCAUCCCUGAGCUGGUCCAGGCUGCUGACUCCCUACUCGCACCAGUCCGCCUCGGUGUCUGUCGUCCAGCCCAACCAUUCUCUCUCGUCUCGUCAACACUCGUAGCCACCCAAGCUAGUGAAGAGAUCUUUUCUGUAGAGCCGCUGCCUUUGAAAUCUGCAUCGUCAACUGAAGAGUCAAGUUCUAAUGAAAGAGCCGCUGGUCACAGACAUCGUGGACAGCGGCAUCGAAGGCGCCAAGUACGCCAAGCUGGGAGUGAUCAGCCACCCCACGGUGGUGGGGGUGGGGGAGCUACUGUGGCAGGAACUGGUGGUGUGGACACUGAAAUGGUUGAGGUUGUUGAGUGCGUAGACGUUGGAUCUGAAAUGCAAGAAGAACGCGAAGAGGCUGGUGACGAGGAACUCGAGAGUGGCGUCGCUGGUAACGAGUCAGACAUGGACCUAGACCUCUUGGCCGAGAGUGAAAGCGAUAGUGACGACAGCAACGUGGGGGAGGUAGAAAGUACAGUGAGGCGUAUCCGAGUACCGGGGUCCAUUAUAGGCUCCGAUAGUGCUAGUCUCGGCGAUCAGGGAGAGUUCUGCUCAGAAGACGAAUCGUCUACAGGAGAAGAUGACGAGGAAGAAGAAGAGGAAGACGGCGAUGAGAGGGAGAGGGAUGAAAAUGAUGGCGCUCAAGUGGAGACAACGGAGAGCACCAGUCGUAAUGCCUCAGCUGCAGAUUCCCGCACCACCCCCCACGCGAUGCAAUGGGCCAUACGAAAUAACCAGCCUCGUAACACCACCACUACAGGUCUGGCUAGUGGCCAUUCAGUGACUACCUCAGGGUUUAUAUACGUAGAUUCAUCUACUAUAAGACGCAGUGCCGCGGGAAAUGGAGCGGCAGCUAGUACUACCGCAAAUGAGUUGAACAGCAGUAGUUCUAACGAACGUAUGGGGAAUGCUAGCAGUGCACUUGCUAGGGCUUUUGGUAUUGUAGUCAGAGAGAUAACAGAUCUUCUGAUCUUCGCUCACGAUCCUUCAUCACUACCAAUCAUCCCUUCCCUUACCCCACCCCCCACAACACUUCAAGACUGUUGCACCGUGGUGGACCGAGGACUACAGCCUUGCUGGGAUUGGUUGGAGACAGUGAUGGAUUGCACGGAGUCGCAGUUACGGUUUGGUUUAUCACUGUCAUCUGCUACAGACUCUACCCACCCCUCCCAUCCUCUGCACGAGACUCACCAGAAGGCGGCCAGUAGAGAUAGACGAACACGUGAAGAUGCUGCGUUACUGAGGUCUUGGGAGAAUAAAAGGAGAAGGAGGCAUACCACAGCUAGUGUUGGUACACCAGACGUUGGUCGACAAGACUUUCUUCUCUACCUGCUAUCGUUACUACGAGGACAGUGCAACGAGCACGGUGACACCCUACCCAAGCUAGACGUAUCUUCCCUCCGCCAUGUUGCUUAUGUCAUGGACGCUCUCAUCUACUACUUACGUAACAACCCAAGGGCGGUAUCCCACGCGAAUAAAUCCAGUAUCGAUACGACCAAACCUGCAGCCAUAGUAGAAACGGUGAAUGAUGAGGAAGGGAGUGAUGAUAUUGAUGAUGAAGAUAGUAGUAGUUUACGCCGUGAUGAUGAAUAUGAUGAUGAUACUGAACCAGUUGAUGAUGAGCCAAUGCCGACACCAACCACGGGGACUCUGCAUCAGUUCUUCGUACGUACCGACUCUACCACCGUGCUAGGCUGCGAACCUCCCGACCCCUUCCAUGCCCCUAUAGAAGAAGCCCUGCCUCUUGCCUGCCAGCCUCAUCUACUUCACCCUAGUGCUCGUAGGGAGCAACUCUUCGGGACCGGAUCGGAGAAGAAUGCUUCUAUGAAGGGGAAAGAUAGUACACGAACUAUGGCUUUGUCUAGACCUGAUGUAACUUUAGCAUCGGUAGAACAAGAGGAAGCUGCUGCUGAAACGCGGCCGCAGAAAGACCAAGAACAUAAAGAUAAAGAAGAUGGCAGCCUUAAUCUAUCUGCACCCUCUUCAAGCCAGUCCCAGGCCUUAUCCAUACCUCGGCCAUUCAUAACGGGUGGUACACCAGCUAACUCGUUACUAGGUCGCUGGAGGCUUUGCGUGGAGUUGUUUGGCCGUUUGUUCCUUGAGGAUGUUGGGGCUGAGCCGUCGUCUGUGUUGGGAGAACUGGGCCGAUUUGACGUCAAUGAGACGAAAUUUAGAAGAGAAAUGGAACGAUUGCGGAACUCAGCUCAGAGAGAUUUGACUAUCGAGGUCGAACGUGGUCGUACAACUAUCAUCCAGCAAGCAGUACGGCAGCUGAAUACUCAGUUUAGUCGACGUGGUCCUAACUCUCGUCCAAUGACAAUACACCGUGUGAAGGUGUCAUUCAAAGACGAACCAGGCGAGGGAAGCGGGGUGGCACGUAGCUUUUAUACCGCAUUGAGUGAAGCUUUGUUAUCUGGGGAAAAACUACCAGCCAUGGACAUGAAUAGAAGUGAGUAUCGAAAUACAAUAGCUCAACGUCUUCGUCGCGCAACAUAUCGCUAUAAACGUGACCGUGAUCGUGAUCGUGAAGCGCGUCGACGUCUGUCAACAGACGCUAGACCAUUUCACUUUAGUGGCAACACAGAGGAUAACGAUGGGGAUGGUGAAUCCCUACCCUACCAUAGACAAUCUUUAGGGGAGCGACUCUAUCCAAGAGUACAUGCGUUGCAACCGAAUCUUGCAAGUAAGAUCACGGGGAUGUUACUGGAACUGUCUCCAGCACAACUCCUUCUGCUAUUAGCCAGUGAAGAUACGUUGAGACAACGUGUUGAAGAUGCCGUGGAUGUGCUGCUAAGCAACGGAAAGAAAGGAUCAGCUAAUAAAGAUCAAGAUGGCGAGACAGCAGGCAAUUCCAGCCUGGAUGGAGAAGAAAACAAUGAGGAUUUUACACCGUUAUUCUAUCAGCCUGGUAAGGUUGGUUACUAUUCACCCAGACCAGGACUCUGGACUGAAGAACGACUCAACUGUUAUAGAAACGUUGGAAGAAUUGUUGGACUUUGUCUCCUCCACAAUGAAGUGUGUCCCAUGUCUUUCAACAGACACGUGAUCAAAUACAUACUUGGACGUAGGAUUGGCUGGCAUGACUUAGCAUUUUUCGAUUCCAUGUUAUACGAGAGUUUACGACAGCUUCUCGUAACAGCCGAAGCUCCAGAUGCAGAAGAAAAGUUCCAAUCCCUUGACUUGACCUUCACGAUACAACUGACCCCAGAAGAAGGAGGCUCUGUUGUUGACCUGAUGAAACUAGGCAGGAACGCAGCAGUGACGCCAAGCACUGUACAGGAAUAUGUUCGACUAUAUGCUGAUUAUAAGAUGGUCACAAGUACCAAGAAAGCUUUGCAGAGUAUUCGUGAUGGUGUACUGGAUGUUAUCCCAUCAUCAUCACUCGAUAACCUAACACCAGAGGACUUCAGGUUGUUAUUGAAUGGCUGUGGUGAGAUCAGUGUACAACAGUUGAUGAACUAUACCUCAUUUAACGAUGAGACAGGGGGUGCUGGUGCUGAAAAACUCUUGAAGUUCAAGAAGUGGUUCUGGUCGAUAGUUGAGAAGAUGAGCAACAGUGAACGACAAGAUAUGGUAUAUUUCUGGACAUCCAGCCCCGCCCUUCCCGCCAGUGAAGAAGGAUUUCAACCCAAGCCAUCGGUCACAGUCAAACCUGCUCAUGACCAUCAAUUGCCUACAGCCAACACGUGUAUUUCUAGACUGUACAUCCCACUGUAUUCCUCUAGGGCUAUCCUGAAGAGUAAACUACUGCUAGCUAUCAAGACAAAGACCUUCGGCUUCGUUUAACAAAGAACCGAACUUUUCUGAUUGCGCAUGCGCAUCCCAAGUCCAUUUGCCAGACCUUUUAUGUAUCGCACACUAGCGAUGUUUGAUUUAAUACUGAGGUCUAGCUUCUCUUUUGCGAAUCGUAAUGGUGUACUGAACGUUAUUGAAAUUACCAGAAAGAGCAUUUCUUUCAACAUGAUCAUGUUUCAGUUUCGAAUCACAUUAUGGCACUCUCUCUAGUCCACAACUAUCCUAAACUUGGAUUUUGCCAGGGAAAYAUUAGGUGAGAGUGUACCCAUGAUACUAGAGCCUCUCUUGGUAUUGCUCUUUGCUAUCAGAUAAAAUAUCCCGGUUAAACCCAACUGGCUUUACUCUUCUUAAAUGAGAUUGUCUAUCACCAUGUCAAGACAUUUCAAGCGAACAUCCAAGUUGCAAGUCGUGAAGAGAAAUGGUGUUUCAUAUUUUACCGUUCAAUUCCAACCUCCAUUUCCAGGCAAUGUUUUAAAGUUAUUUUGAAGUGACUGUGAGAAAUUCUCUCAAAAACAGAGACGCAGAAUGCAAUCUUGUGCUGAGCAUGCGUCCCUAAUAUCUGCUGACCACAAGGAAUGUAGGCUCUAAGGACGAGAUUGAACAGAAUUCUGCAAGGGAUGUUGUUCUAUACGUAUGUACAGUGCAUCAUGGAACUAUAACAUUCUGAAUCCAAUGGGCGAGAAAUAACAGUGUUGAAAUGCGAUAUAUAUAAUUUCAAAGGAAAUCUAUCGUAUUAGUAUUUUUUUUUUCAAAU